AUGUCUUUAUUUUCAACAGGGUCCCCAAAUGCUAGCCACAAGAAUUUCGAGGGAGGAAUGCCUUUGACCGAUGAAAGCAUUGAAUCGAGCACCCACGAGAGAAGCUUAUCAUUUGACUGCGAAGGAUCGAGCAAGAAGAGUUUGGCCGGCUCCGGCGGCCACCUUGAACCCUUGUUGUCCUGCAAAUUUGGGAACUUCAAACCAGUGGCUGGUGAGGCUGGAGAUAACCCCUCAAACAAGAAGCAGAAGUUGGACCAUUUGAAUACCAACAUAGUCCCCGAGGCUUCUGAAAUGGAGAAACUGCUUGCCAAACUUUCUCCCAGACCCCAGUCGACAGGUGUCAAAUCUUUUGUGGAUUUGGAAGCUUUCGCCAAGAUACCUGAGCAGCAAGAUUGCUCCGACGGGGGAAAGCGUGUCCUCACAGGCAAUAGUGAAAUUCCAGAGGGCUAUGUGGAUGCCACCAAGCUUGUUAGCAUGUUGCCAAGCACUCCCACACCCAAGCCGUUUGAUAUAUCUACUUUAAUAGAUCCCGCUGAACCAGAUAUGACACAGACCGGGGCCUCGGAAGUGUUUCGCUUGAAGCAAGAACUGCUUGCUGCCAACUCGAAGAUCGCCCUGCAAGAACAAGAGCUGGCUCAAACCCGUGUGAUCAAACAUACUUUGGAUCAAGCCCUUGGCCCUCCUUCUGAAGCGGACUUCAAUGGUCGUGAAGUGACCGAGCAGACGAUCAGUCAUUUACAAAACGCGUUCAACGCAACCAGUCCGCCAUUCAACCAACUGCUGGACGGGUGGACUGGACAAGAUGACUCUCAAUCGGAUAUCUCGGAUGCUCUUUCCGCUGGAGCAUACAGCAGAGCUCAGAGAUUCUGGAUUUCCCCAACUCAACAUUCGUUUAGCAUGGGCUCCAAUGCCUCAAAUCCCGACAAAUCUUACGGGGAUGCCUUGCCAGUUCCUUGUAGCUCAUUGAGCCAAGAAUCAAGCAGUCUAUGGGGCACGUCAACAAUUCACACCCCCAACAUUCCUGGAAACGCCUCUCUUCAUUCCCACCGGGUGUUCUCCAGCAGCUCAUCCGGGCCCAAUUUUGAUACACGACUUCCAGGGGAGCAGGCUCGAUACCUUCAGGGAACAGGUCUCGGGUCACGUAGGCCUGUUUCCCAGUCCAACCGUGGUGGAUCUUGCUUCCCAGCGCAGAACUCUCCCUGGGGCACAUUCACGAAUGGCUCUCCAAACAAUCCUGCUUCUAGGUCACCACCCGGCCGACAUGGAACUGCUUAUCAGCAAGUCGGCUUAUAUCCAGUUCCCUCGUAUCAUCAACAACCGGCUGGUACUCCGCUUUCCCCAACGGCGGCUGAGUUCACUUCGGCCACGAACACGGGUGCUGUACCAUGGACAUCCUCACCGGUGAGUCUUGGUAGAAUCUGA
Aspergillus melleus is the source of this 1422-nucleotide messenger RNA. RefSeq lists its product as uncharacterized. NCBI's taxonomy places the organism in Eukaryota, Fungi, Ascomycota, Eurotiomycetes, Eurotiales, Aspergillaceae. The record is from RefSeq and is a predicted model, not a curated record. The coding region runs from base 1 to 1422 and encodes 473 amino acids. The transcript is spliced from 3 exons.